Eublepharis macularius is the source of this 2808-nucleotide messenger RNA. It is a transcript of the gene MAMDC2, whose product is annotated as MAM domain containing 2. The coding region runs from base 66 to 2126 and encodes 686 amino acids. Gene Ontology annotation, cellular component: membrane. The record is from RefSeq and is a predicted model, not a curated record. The transcript is spliced from 14 exons. Lineage: Eukaryota; Metazoa; Chordata; Lepidosauria; Squamata; Eublepharidae.
CUCUGCCCCUUUCCCCCUCAUCCAUUAUCUCAGCACCGGAGAGCUGCAUCGUUUCCCACAGCACUAUGAUCUUGCUGUGUCUCCUCACCGUGCAAGCUCUGCAGUUUGGUGAAACCGUUGAACUCUCUGCUGGGUCUUGUGCCUUUGAAGACAGCACUUGUGGCUAUGUGUCAGAUUUCACGUCUCUGCCCUGGAUUUUGAAUGAAGAAGGUCAUUACAUUUCCAUGGACACCUCACAGGGAACAAAUGGUGACACAGCUAUAUUGCUCAGUCCUGAUCUGCAUUCUGAAGAGUGGAGCUGUAUCCGACUUAUAUAUCAGAUUGCGACACCUUCUGAGCUGCCUGUAGAUCCGACCACCUUAAAUCUGCAUCUAAGAGUAGAAGGUGAAAACUUUGAUCAUUUGCUUUGGACCACCACGGAGCCUUCAGAAAGUUGGCUCAUAGCUAGUCUUGAUGUCAGAAACAGUACAAACAAAUACAAGAUCGUGCUAGAAGGUGUACUGGGAAGAGAUAUUUCUGCCAGCAUAGCAAUUUUUGAAAUUAAAAUAACUACAGGCUACUGUAUAGAAUGCAGCUUUGAAGAAAACCAUCUCUGUGGUUUUAUGAACCGCUGGAAUCCCAAUGUGAACUGGUUUGUUGGUGGAGGUAACAUUGGAAAUUCACAGUCCAUCCUUCCAAGAGAUCACACUCUUAAUGAUGAAUUUGGUCACUACAUGUAUGUAGACUCUCUCUACGUAAAGCAUUUUCAGGAAGUGGCUCAGCUGGUCUCUCCUAGAACAACAACUCCUAUGUCAGGUUGCUUAUCCUUUUAUUAUGAAAUACAGCAAGAAAGUGGCAUUGUUUUCACAGUGUACAUGAGAGAUAUAACAGGCUUUUAUGAAGAGCUUUGGAAAGCAGACAGUACUGUGAAUACAGAAUGGGUUUUAGCAGAAGUUGAUUUCAAUGCACCAUACCCAAUGGAGGUUAUAUUUGAAGUUGCUUUUAAUAGUGCCAAAGGAGGAUACAUUGCUCUUGAUGAUGUUUCUUUCUCUCCAGUCUUUUGUAGCAAUCAGACAGAAAUUUCCUUUGGUCCCACAGAAGCAAGCUGCAGUUUUGAGGAGGAUUUGUGCAAUUUUUAUCAGGAUAACAAGGACGGCCCUGGCUGGAGCAGAGUAAAAGUUAAGCCUAAUGCAUUCAGGCCAGGAGACCAUACUACUGGAAUGGGUUACUACUUGCUGGCAAAUACAAAGUUUACAUCACAGCCUGGGUAUAUUGGCCGUUUAUACAGCCCCACCCUUCCAGGAAAUUUGCAGUAUUGUCUGCGGUUUUAUUAUGCCUUAUAUGGCUUUUUCAAAAUGAGAGACAGUCUGGCUGUUUAUAUCUUUGAAGAGAACCAUGUGGUUCAAGAAAAAAUCUGGUCUGUCUUGGAAACUCCCAAAGGAGUUUGGACUCAAGCUGAAAUCACCUUCAAAAAGCCUAUGCCUUGCAAGGUUGUGUUUGUGAGCUGGUGUAAAAGUUUCUGGGACUGUGGACUGGUGGCGUUGGAUGAUGUAUCAGUAGGAUUGGGAGAUUGUCACAGUACUGACUUAUUACCUACUUUUCCUAGAGAAUGUACUUUUGAAAGAAAUGAGUGUGCAUUUACUCAGCAAAAGAAAAACAAGAGUGCUUGGCACAGACGAAGAGGUCAGACUCCUACAUCUUACACUGGCCCAAAAGGAGACCACACUACUGGGGUAGGGCACUACAUGUACAUUGAGGCAUCUAACAUGGUCUACGGACAGAAAGCACAGUUUAUAUCGAGAGUUCUACGAGGCACCUCUAGGCAUCAGUGUCUUAUAUUUUUUUAUCACAUGCAUGGAGCUGGGACUGGAAUAUUAAAUGUUUACCUGAAGAAGCAUGGUGAAAAGGAUGAGACCCUCCUGUGGAGAAGGCGAGGUGAACAAAGCAUCACAUGGCUAAGAGGCCUCAUAGAAUAUACAUGUGACAAAUAUCAUCAGAUUAUAUUUGAGGCAAUUCGCGGUGUGUCAAUAAAAAGUGACAUUGCUAUCGAUGACAUCACGUUUCAGACAGGACCUUGUAAAGAAAUGGGAGAAACAACAAUACAAUCUUCUGGAUACUCUGCUGAUUUUAAUGAAAUUGAAUAUUGAGCUCUGCAGAAGUGGAUGAAACACCACAUGCCUCAGUACAGUAGAAACUGCACAGUUCCUUCCUUCAUCAAGUAUCAAAGAAAUAAAUACUGGACUGUUUUGUUUAGCAACCAAAAACAUGAGAAGAAUUUGGCAAGGACUCAAUAUUGGACUUUCCAGUAAAGUUACUGACUCAGGGCUCAUUUUCUUUUUUGUUGUAUUUUAUUUUGCAUGAGACAUUGGUUAUGAUAAAGAACUAUUAAUUUUGCACGAGUGUGUAAUAAUGGACAUAGCUGCUUUGGGAGGUAAAUAUUUUUGGGUACAUAAUAACAAAGCAAAAUGGACACAAUUUGUCAUUGUGUUAACUAAAUCUGCAUUCAGUGAAUGUCUUGUUUUGGCAAUUAAUAGAUUUAGUUUAUAAGAAUUAUAAGGAUUUAUAAGAAAAUAGCAUUGAAUACUUGUGAUAACUAGAACUGUCAACAGACAGUGGAGUGGUCGGGGGAAUAUCCUACCCCUUUAAUAGAGGCCUACUGUGUAGAAAUGAACAGUUGAAACUUUUUAUGGCAUGGAGGUAAAUAAUAUCUCAGCAUGCCGCUAUUAAGGGGACAGGACACUUUUUCUUCAGGUUGUUGGCAGGCUGAAUGCUAUUGUUUCCGUUGUUGAUAGACUUCUUUGGCAAUAAAGAAUAUCUUAACACAAUAAA